Messenger RNA from Epinephelus fuscoguttatus (brown-marbled grouper), 3973 nucleotides. It is a transcript of the gene dnajc16, whose product is annotated as DnaJ (Hsp40) homolog, subfamily C, member 16. The transcript has 15 exons. Lineage: Eukaryota; Metazoa; Chordata; Actinopteri; Perciformes; Serranidae. The record is from RefSeq and is a predicted model, not a curated record. The coding region runs from base 189 to 2564 and encodes 791 amino acids.
UUCUACUCCUGCUUCGCAGCAGCAGGUUGUGAGCUCGCCCUGGAGGAGCUGUGGGAUGCUGCCGAACACACCCUGUGCAUUUCGCUGUCUUUUCACAUCAGCGCCAACCAACAAGCUGUAGACCAUCAAAACCUUCAUCAAAUAUGUGGCGUUGCACCGGCUGAUUGCAUCUGCUUCAGGUUACUGUGAUGGCAGGGUCAAAGAUGUCUGUGCCACUGGCUGUGUUGGUGGUCCUCUCAGUGCUGCUGACAGGUGCAACACCUGCUGGCCCUGAGAUGGACCCUUACAAAAUCUUGGGAGUAACCAGGGGUGCAAGCCAGGCUGAGAUUAAGAAGGUCUACAAGCGUCUCGCAAAAGAAUGGCAUCCUGACAAAAACAAAAACCCAGGUGCUGAGGACAUGUUUAUCAAGAUAACCAAAUCUUAUGAGAUCCUGUCCAAUGAAGACAAACGUGCCAAUUUUGACCGUUACGGGCAGACUGAUGACACCCAGCCACACGGUGGGGCUCGCUACGGUCACCGCCAGGACAGCUUUUACUUUGACGAGUCUUUCUUCAACUUUCCCUUUAACAGCAAGAACCACAGGGACUUUGCUGACAGCAAGUACACGUUGCACUUUAACCAGUAUGUCAAUGACGUGGUGCCUGACAGCUAUAAGAGACCGUACCUGAUAAAGAUCACUUCUGACUGGUGCUUCAGCUGCAUCCACAUUGAGCCUGUGUGGAAGGAGGUGGUGCAGGAGAUGGAGACUCUAGGUGUGGGGAUAGGCGUGGUGGAUGUUGGCUAUGAGAGACGGUUGGCUAAUCACCUUGGUGCUCAUCGCACUCCAUCAAUACUUGGAGUCAUAAAUGGCAAAGUGACGUUUUUCCAUUACGCUGUAGCAAAGGAGCACCUGAGACAGUUUGUGGAAGACCUUCUCCCUCAGAGACUUGUGGAGUGGGUCACCGACAAGAAUGACCUACAGUUCUUAAACAGCUGGCAUGAGCUCAACAAACCCCACGUCCUUCUGUUCGACCAAGUGCCUGUAGUUCCUCUGCUUUACAAACUGACAGCUUUUGCAUAUAAGGACUACUUGCAGUUUGGCUACGUGGACCAGGGUCUUUCAGAGACUGCUAAUCUGCAGAAACAGUUCAACAUUAACACGUACGCUCCAACAAUGUUGGUCUUCAAAGAGAACAUCGACAAGCCUGCCGACAUUAUACAGGCUAAAGGAAUGAAAAAGCAAAUUAUCGAUGAGUUCAUGUCAAACAACAAGUUCCUCCUUGUGCCACGGCUGGUCAAUCAGAAGCUCUUUGAUGAGCUCUGUCCUGUCAAACAGUUCCAUAGACGCAGAAAAUACUGCGUCCUGCUGAUCACAGGUGAAGAAGAAAACUUUUCUUUUGGGAACCAGGCAUUUCUUUCAUUUGCGUCUACCAAUACCAAGGAAGUUGUGAGAUUUGCAUAUGUAUACCAGCGGCUACAGCAACCGCUUUGUGACAUCCUCAUGCAGAACAAGGACAGCGCACAGCCACCAGCACAGGUGGUGAUCCUGGAGAGGCGUAAUGCUGCAGGGAAGGCCUUGUUCAAGCCGGUGACCGCCUGGAACGGCAGUGAGGAAGACAAGCAGUCUCUUCUGGAGGAGUUGCAGCGUCUACAGAAGGACCCGUCCAUCCUCAUCCAUGACGCCAUGCUGCCUGAGCUCAACAACGAGUUUGCCUCUAUGUUUGUAAUCCGAUGGAUCUAUGCAUCUUACGAUUACCUCUCUGAAGUCAUCGAUGAUAUUCUGCAUAACAACUGGCGUGAAAUGAUGCCUCUUCUGUCCCUCAUCUUCUCUGCCUUGUUCAUCUUGUUUGGAACUGUUGUCAUCCAGGCCUUCAGUGACUCCAGUGAAGAUAAGCAGACUAAACCAAAGGCAAAAGAUGGAACAAAAGCAGAAAAUGGGUCACCAGGGACCGGCGGUACUUCAAGUAGGCCUCCCAAGAAGAAUUUUGUGGAGGUGACAGAGCUGACAGAUAUCACUUACAUGAGCAACCUGGUGAAGCUGAGGCCGGGACACAUGAACAUAGUGCUGGUGCUCACUGACGCCUCCAAAAACAUCCUGCUCAGCAAGUUUGCCAAAGAGGUCUACUCCUUCACUGGGAGCCUGACGCUGCAUUUCUCCUUCCUGAAUAUCGACAAGCACGGCGAGUGGAUGAACACACUGCUGGAAUACGCCCAGGACGCCAUGCAGAUCGAUGCGGACGAGGACGACGCGGGAAACCACAAGAUGGACUACACCGGCUACGUGCUGGCACUUAACGGCCACAAAAAGUACCUCUGCCUGUUUAAGCCCGUCUACACUGGGGAAGACCUUGACAGUAAGUCAUCUGAGGACGAGGGGAGCACAUCAGGGGGGAGGUCGAGGUCCAGUUCCCGCGACGACCACCCGCCGCGCAGAUCUAACAGAUCCCGAAGCUUAUCCACGCUGCAGAUCCACCACAAACUGGACCGCCUGGGGCUGUGGAUGGAAAGGCUCAUGGAGGGCACUCUGCCUCGCUACUACAUCCCCACGUGGCCAGGACUAGACAAGAUCACUCCCAGUAAAUAGACGGAGGCCAGUUAGAAUGAACUGAGUAUUUAUUUACUGAUACACUGAAAUGUCUCCCCCUCGUGUUCUGCUGAGGUUGCUAGAGCUGCCUUUUUUUGCACUCGAGAUAUUUAAUAGUUACAGAUGUCGUUAAAGUUGGGUCAAUAUUACAAACUUGCAUUUAGUGCAACUACUGUGGGACAGGUCCUUUAGCGCAGUGGUUCCCAACUGGUGGGUCGCGGUCCAAAAGUGGGUCACGAACAUGUCAAGUUUGUAAAGAACACACUUUAUUUUGAAGUACAGUAAAUUUCCAGCAGAGAGCUUUUAUCUUGAAGUUCUGUUUCCUGCUGUAAACUGAGUGACCAAUGGACAGCUACUUGAGACAGACAGCAAACUAGCUCAACGACAGGGCCAAACACAACUAUGACACUGAAUAUAUUAAACAGCGUGGACCUUGAACUGAUGACUAAGGAGAAAUCUGGACCCCAGGGCUGGACCAGUUAGGAACCACUGCUUUAGCGCACCUCUCUUAUGCUCAUCGCAUGCUGUUUUCAACUGUUGGUCGUCCUAUUUUAUUCAGAGAAAUGCUGCUGCUACAGCCUUGUGAACAGAAAAUCACUGUGGCCGCCUGCCUUCAUGACCAUCAGUCAUGUUCACACACAGUAAAGGAGGCAGGAAAACUACCUUUAGUCUUCAUUGAUGAAAACUGUGAAUAGAGAUGCAUGUCUCUAACACUAAAUGUCUCGCCUUCUCAUGCAUCUCAGCCCAAGUUUUUAUUCCGUUAUAGAUGAUCUCCUGAAUGCUGAUUCGCUUGUGCAAUAUAGCGCACUGCUGUAAUGACGACGCCUUCUACCCUCAAGGGAUUCUCCAUGUUCUUCCUGAUCAUGUUAUUGCAUCAAAAGAAAAUACUUGUUUUUGUUACACUACAGGCAAGAAUUAUAUAGCAGCCUUAGUUUAUUUAACAACCUCAGUUAGCUAGUAGCUUUAUGUAGCAAAUAUUAUUAACAAGCUGUCCGUUUCAUUUUACGAACGUUUCCCAAAUGGCCAUGGAUUGACUGAUACAUUGUCAUUAUGUCGUCUUGGAUUACAAAGACAUGAAAAUGAAGUCAAACUUACUGUGUGCUUGCUUGGUUUAUUAAUUUGUUUUGUCAACACUGAGUGUAAAAAUGUCAUUGAUAUAAUUUUGUUGGUACGAUGUGAUGUAAAUAUUGUACAUAGUCAUGUUAUCUAUAGGACCUGUAUUUUAAAGAGUAUGUAACUUUAAAGAUAAGGUGAAUGUUUUACAUGGAUUUAUCACAAUGCUGUAGUUCAGUUUUUUUUCUUAUAUUUUCUUUUACAAGUUAACGUAAAAAAAAAAGAAGAAAAGAACUGCUACGGUCUGAUGUUUCAGUUGGUCUUCAGUCGUGUAUUUAUCCUCUUGUUGGUUGUAA